GUGCGCCGCGGCCGGCCGCGGCAGGAGCAGCUGCCCCUGGGGAGUCCCUGGAGGAGCAGCUCAAGCCCAUGAUCGACUGGGCACUCACUGGCUUCAAACCCUUGGGCUUCAAGGGACUGCGGCCACCCAAAGGCUCAGGUGAGAACGGGGUCCUGAGGAACGGGACGGAGGAGGUGCUGUCCCUCGAGCAGUGUCCCCCCACCAAGAGGCUGAAGACCAACCCCUGCAGCAACAGCAAGGAGCAGCGGGUGGAGGAGGACCAGAGCCGAGAACAAAUGGUUUCCGAAGUGACGAACAACAGUGGGAGUCUCGAAGACAGCUGUUUGUCCUGCGGCAGGAGGAACCCAGCCACCUUCCACCCCCUGUUUGAGGGGGGCCUCUGCCAGACGUGCAGGGAUAGAUUCCUGGAGCUCUUCUACAUGUACGACGAAGACGGGUACCAGUCCUACUGCACGGUGUGCUGCGAGGGGAAGGAGCUGCUGCUCUGCAGCAACGCCAGCUGCUGCAGGUGCUUCUGUGUGGAGUGUCUGGAGGUGCUGGUGGGGCGAGGGACGUCGGCCAAGGCAAAAGAGCAGGAGCCCUGGAACUGCUACAUGUGCCAGCCCCAGGGCAGCUACGGGGUGCUGCAGCGCCGGCAGGACUGGAACACCCGCCUGCAGGACUUCUUCACCAGCGACAAGGGGCAGGAAUAUGCUGCACCCAAAAUCUACCCAACGGUCCCACCAGCGAAGAGGAGACCUAUUCGAGUGCUCUCGUUAUUUGAUGGCAUAGCCACGGGGUACCUGGUGCUGAAGGACUUGGGCAUCCAAGUGGAGAAGUACAUCGCCUCGGAGAUCUGUGAAGACCCCAUUGCCGUGGGCACCAUGCGGCACGAGGGCAACAUCACCUAUGUGCACGAUGUCAGGAACAUAACCAAGAGAAACAUCGAGGAGUGGGGACCCUUUGACCUGGUGAUUGGUGGGAGCCCCUGUAACGACCUCUCGCUUGUCAAUGCGGCCAGGAAGGGGCUGUAUGAAGGAACUGGGAGGCUGUUCUUUGAAUUUUACCACCUGCUCAACUAUGCUCGUCCCAAGGCGGGAGAGGAGCGUCCUUUCUUCUGGAUGUUUGAGAACGUGGUGGCCAUGAGGGUCAACGACAAGAGGGACAUUUCUCGGUUCCUGGAGUGUAACCCCGUUAUGAUCGACGCCAUCAAGAUCUCGGCUGCCCACCGCGCACGCUAUUUCUGGGGCAACCUGCCAGGCAUGAACAGGUAA
Messenger RNA from Merops nubicus (carmine bee-eater), 1253 nucleotides. It is a transcript of the gene DNMT3B, whose product is annotated as DNA (cytosine-5-)-methyltransferase 3 beta. Gene Ontology annotation, molecular function: DNA (cytosine-5-)-methyltransferase activity, acting on CpG substrates; DNA binding. Lineage: Eukaryota; Metazoa; Chordata; Aves; Coraciiformes; Meropidae. Gene Ontology annotation, cellular component: nucleus. The record is from RefSeq and is a predicted model, not a curated record. Gene Ontology annotation, biological process: negative regulation of transcription by RNA polymerase II. The transcript has 11 exons. The annotation marks the transcript as partial.